Messenger RNA from Canis lupus familiaris (dog), 5170 nucleotides. It is a transcript of the gene EFCAB6, whose product is annotated as EF-hand calcium binding domain 6. Gene Ontology annotation, molecular function: calcium ion binding. Gene Ontology annotation, cellular component: nucleoplasm. Bases 345 to 4853 code for a protein of 1502 amino acids. NCBI's taxonomy places the organism in Eukaryota, Metazoa, Chordata, Mammalia, Carnivora, Canidae. The record is from RefSeq and is a predicted model, not a curated record. The transcript has 32 exons.
CCCCUCGUCCAAUCAGCGAGUGUCGUCGUUGCUCGGGCAACAGCGUCCUAGAGACGGCGAGUGGGCUGGGCUCCUGUGGCCGCGCGGCCUGGGGGGCGCGCUGUGCGGCGGCCCCGCGAGGCGGAGGAUCGACGAGGGGGCUCGGCCAUCCACCUGUUUCCCGGUGCACAGAGAUCUCUCCGGUGCUCUCGCUGUGACUCCUGCAGCUGACUGGCACAUGGAGACAGAACCAGCUCCAGGAGGAUGUUCAGUGGGCCGGUGCCCGCCCAGCGCAGGAAGCCACUGGGAGGCAACUGGCUGUUGACAAGACAGUUGCUCUAAUACAGCUUCUUCACAGGGAUUUAAUGUGCAAAAUGGCAAUUAUACCAGAUUGGCAAACUUCGUAUCCUCACACAGGAAAGCUCAAGAAUUUAAGACCUCAUUCUUCACCAUGUAGAGUGUAUUCAAGGAACAGUUUCCAAAAUAUGUUCAGACCUUCUUCUUCAACCACAGCUAUUGCAAAUCCGAUACUGUCCUUCUUAGAUGUUAAACGGCUUUUAUUUCAAAAAAUCACUGAUAAAGGAUAUGCGUUGAAAAAGGCUUUUGAGCUGCUUGACACCAGUCACAACAUGACGGUAUCAAAGAAUGAACUGAGAAGAAUUAUCACAACCUUCCUGAUGCCUCUCACGAGAGAACAGUUUCAGGAUGUACUGGCUCAGAUCCCCCUCACCAGCUCUGGGGCCAUUCCAUACCUUGAAUUCCUGUCCUGGUUUGGUGGAAUGGACCUAAGUAUAAAUGUUAUACAGAGGGGAGGUGGGAAUGAAAUGAGUUGCAGUCGGACAGUAAAAGAACUUGAAAAACAAAUAGGAGAAAAGAUUUUCAGAAACAUUAAAACUAUUUUCAAAGCCUUCAAGCUCAUUGAUGUUAGCAAGACUGGUCUGAUCCAGUCCUGUGAACUGAGGAAAGUUCUCGAGACCUUCUGUUUGAAGAUGAAAGAUGAUGAAUACAAAAAGUUUGCAAAACACUACAACAUUGAUAAAGAUACUGCAGUGGAUUACAAUGUUUUUUUGAAGAACCUCAGUGCAAAUAAUGACUUGAACCUUAGAUAUUAUAUGGGAAACCAAGAUAUCUCCUGGAAGAAUCAACCAGUCCAAAAUUCCAAAGGGGAGUGCCUCCACAGUUCUGGUUCAUCUGAAGAUGUCUGGAAAAACUACAACCUAGACGAAAUUGAGAGAACUUUUUGCCAAGAGCUUCCCAAGUGCUAUGAAAAGGUUGAAAAAGCCCUGAGUGCAGGGGACCCCUCCAAAAGUGGAUAUGUAUCUUUGAAUUACCUAAAGAUUGUCCUCGACACCUUUGUAUACCGAUUACCAAGGAGAAUUUUUAUCCAGUUAAUGAAAAGAUUUGGACUUAAAACCACCACCAAAAUCAAUUGGAAACAAUUUCUAACAUCACUUUAUGAACCCCAGUGGUUGGAAGUCAACAAUACAGUUCCUCCAACAAAAAGAAAUAGAAUCACUUCUAGAGAUCAAUCUUGCAAGGAAAACAUUAUCACAAAGUUAUCUAGACAAGAGGAUCACUAUACAUCAUUGAAGAAAGCACUCCUGAUCGCCAACACUAAACCUGAUGGACAGAUAACGGGGAAAGAAUUGCGAUAUAUUCUAAAUUGCAUGGUUGUAAAAAUCAGUGAUUCAGAAUUCAAAGAGCUCAUGCAAAUGCUUGACCCUGGGGACACUGGAUGGGUUAACAUCUACACACUUAUUGAACUGCUUGAAGAGACCCCUAAGAUACAAAAACUCUCCUCCUCUGCAGACACCAAGGUGCCUCUCCUCCUGGCUUGGGAUUCGGUGGAAGAAAUCAUUCAGGACUCAAUUGCUAGGAAUCUCCAAGCCUUCUACAAAAUGCUACGGUCAUAUGACCUCGGAGACACAGGGCUCAUUGGUCGAAAUAAUUUCAAGAAAAUCAUGCGCAUCUUCUGCCCAUUUUUAACAAUCGAACAUUUACUGAAACUCUGUAGUAGGUUUCAGGAUAUUGCUUCAGGAAGAAUCCUUUAUAAGAAAUUUUUGGCAUCCAUGGGGAUGAGUGGCCCACCACCCCCCUCUCCGGUUAUUACUCCAAAGGAUCAGCUAUUGAGUGACCAUUUUCAAAGAGAGGAACAGCGGAAGUUGGAUCUUUCUGAAAGAACCAAGCCCGUGGAGGACAGAAGCACCUCGACCAAGAAAAUGACGAAGGAUGAAGUGAUCGAAAAACUAAAAAACUGUAUUCAGCAGCGGGACCCAGCAUUCAAAAAAUUCUUUCUUGACUAUAGCAAGGAGCUCACUGGCAAAAUUCAUGUGCGUGACUUCAAGAAGGUACUGGAAGCUAGUGGAAUGCCCAUGGAUGAUGACCAGUACGCUCUGCUGACGGCAAAAAUAGGAUAUAAGAGAGAAGGGAUGAGUUAUCUUGAUUUUGCAGCAGGAUUUGAAGAUGCUAAAAUGAGCAGGCCAGAAGUGAUCCCAUUGCAGACUCCAGUUCUUUCCAAGACUAAUUUGGACAGAUACUUUAUAACCGCUGAAGAGUGCCUGAAGCAGUUCCCCCAGAGACUGAAGGAAGCCUUCCGGGACCCCUACUCUGCCUUCUUUAAAAUAGACACUGACAGGGAUGGCAUAAUCAACAUGCAUGAUCUUCACAGAUUGUUACUGCACUUACUGUUCAAUCUUAAAGACAAAGAAUUUGAGCGUUUCCUGGGCCUUCUUGGCUUGAGACUCAGCGUCACUCUCAAUUUUCGGGAAUUUCGAAAUCUGUGUGAGAAGAGAGCAUUGAGAACAGAUGACGCGCCUCAAAGACUAAUCAGACCAAAACAGAAGGUCGCAGAUUCAGAACUAGCUUGUGAACAGGCUCAUCAGUAUCUUGUUACCAAAGCAAAAACCAGAUGGUCAGACUUAUCUAAGAAUUUUAUAGAAACUGAUAAUGAGGGCAAUGGCAUCCUUCGGCGGCGGGAUAUAAAGAAUGCGCUCUAUGGAUUUGAUAUUCCUCUGACACCGAGGGAAUUUGAAAAGCUCUGGAUGAGCUAUGACACCGAGGGAAGAGGGCACAUAACUUACCAAGAAUUUCUACAGAAAUUGGGGAUUAACUACUCAGCAGACAUUCAUCGGCCCUAUGCAGAGGAUUACUUCAACUUCAUGGGUCAUUUCACAAAACCCCAGCAGAUGCAAGAGGAGGCCAGACAGCUAGAGCAGAGCGUGGACAGGACUGCGCCAGUUAGGGAUAAGCUUAAGGACCAUUAUCAAGAUAUCAGCAAAGCACUCACCAAACUAGACAAAUCCAAAAAUGGCUACCUAUCCAUGUGCAAGAUGCAGAAAGUGCUGCAGGAGCUCGGCUGCUCUCUCAAGGAGGAGGAGCUGACCAAUCUUCUGAACAGUUGGGAAAUCAAAUGGCAUGAUAACUCCAUCAAUUACCUUGACUUCCUGAAAGCAGUGGAGAGCAGCAAGCCAACAAGACCUCAGCCAAAGAAAAAAGAAGAGAGUGUGCCAAUCAGUUUCUCAACACUGAACCCAGAGGAGGUUGUAAAGAACAUCCAGGAAGUUGUUGCCUCCUCCGACAUGGCUUUGUCAACGGCAUUUUCUGCAUUGGAUAAAGAGGACACUGGGUUUGUAAAGGCUUCAGAUUUUGGACAAGUUCUUAAGGAUUUCUGUUACAAACUAACAGACAACCAGUAUCAUUAUUUUUUGAGAAAACUGAAAAUUCAUCUAACCCCCCAUAUAAAUUGGAAAUAUUUUCUCCAGAACUUCAGUUCUUUCUCUGAAGAGACUGCUGCCGAGUGGGCUGAGAAAAUGCCCAAAGGCCCACCGCCCACAUCUCCUCCCAAGGAAACAGCAAACCAGGAGCUGCUGGCUCAGCUCCACAAGGCGGUGGGCUCCCACUACCAUGCGAUUGCUCAGGAGUUUGACAACUUCGACACCAUGAAAACGUACACCGCCUCCAAGGAUGAAUUCAGGGCCAUUUGUGCUCGCCAUGUCCAAAUUCUGACAGAUGAGCAAUUUGACAGACUGUGGAGCAAGAUGCCAGUCAAUGCCAAGGGGAGGCUGAAGUACCUGGACCUCCUGAGCAUGUUCAGCUCCAAGAGAGCGCCAACACCAUUGACCACGGGCAGCUCGGCCAAGGCCCAGAGAGGCAGCAGUGUUCCUGAAAUCUCAGAUGGAAGCAGGCCUGCAGUAUCAUCGCCCAUUCAUGACCUGAAGGCGGGGUUGAAAGCACAGAGCCACCCCUGUACCCCCGCUAGUGCCAGUUCGGCGCCAGGCACCCUGCCCUUGCAGAACUGCGAGCCCAUAGAAAGCAAGCUCCAGAAGAAAAUCCAGGGCUGCUGGCGAGAGUUCCUGAAAGAAUGCAAAGAGAAGGAUGUGAAUAAGCAGGGCCAGGUCACCACGGCUGAAUUCCUGGCUCUUGUGGAGAAAUUCAAUCUGGACAUAAGCAAAGAGGAAUGUCAGCAGCUCAUCGUGAAGUAUGAUUUAAAGAACAACGGGAAGUUUGCUUAUUGCAACUUCAUCCAGAGCUGUGUCCUCCUGUUGAAAGCGAAGGAAACCUCACUGAUGCAGAGGAUGAAAAUUCAGAAUGCACAUAAAAUGAAAGAAUCUGGUGCUGAGACUUCUUCCUUUUAUUCAGCUUUACUGCGUAUCCAGCCCAAAAUUGUGCACUGCUGGAGGCCCAUGCGGCGUACCUUCAAAGCCUAUGAUGAGGGCGGGACAGGGCUUUUAAGCGUGGCUGAUUUCAGGAAGGUCCUGAGACAGUACAGCAUCAACCUCUCGGAGGAGGAGUUCUUUCACAUUCUGGAGUAUUAUGACAAGACGCUGUCUUCCAAGAUCUCCUACAACGACUUCCUGCGGGCGUUCCUUCAGUAGGUGACCUGACCUGGGACGCAUCUUGGCCGACGGGGACCACGGGGCCUGUCCCUGACUUGAAUGAAACCGUAGCAUCAGGGGGUGGGGGGGUCAUGAACCGUCAGAGCGUCUCCAGAAACACACCCAGCCCUGUGUCUUCACGGCGGCCGAGGCUCAGAGCCGCCCCACGGCUCCAGCAUCAGCGGGCGGCUCGGGGGCUGCCCCGCUGAGCCCCAACACCCCUCACUCCGCUGGAGCGAAUAGAGAUGGUAGUCUUUGCAGGAGUGAUUCUAAGACUUCAAAAGAACCCCAGUGAUAAAAUACUUAAAAUCUUGGGA